AUAUUGGUCACCUCCACUUCAAAAAUAAGUGCCAACAUGAUGAAGAAGCAAGUGGAGGUCAGGAUGGACGAGAGCCACCUGGAGCCCAUCGUGGAAAAUCCCGAGAGCAUGUGUAGCAGUUUCUGUGACAAAGUCAUGAAGCACAUGGUUCUCACCCUCACCAUCCUCGGUGUGUUUCUGGGCUCCAUCGCUGGAAUGCUGCUGCGGCACAUAUCUCCUCUGCCCGCUGAUGUCAUCAUGAUCAUCGCCUUCCCGGGGGAGAUCCUCAUGAGGAUGCUGAAGAUGCUGAUCCUGCCGUUGGUUGUUUCCAGUCUGGUCACAGGACUCGCCGGUUUGGACGCCAAGUCCAGCGGGCGCCUGGGCACCCGGGCCAUGGUGUACUACAUGUCCACCACGGUGAUCGCAGCCGUGCUGGGAGUGAUCCUGGUCAUUGCCAUCCACCCAGGGAACCCCAAGCUAAGGGCAAACCUCGGGCAGGGCAAGAAGAACGACGACGUGUCCAGCGUGGACGCCUUCUUCGAUCUCAUCCGGAAUCUUUUCCCGGAGAACCUGGUGCAGGCCUGUUUUCAGCAGAUCCAAACAGUGGUUACUAAAGUACCAGUGCCCACCAACAGGACCAAGGCACCCCCACAGUUCACAGUGAAAAGGGCGCUGCAGUUCAAGAGUGGGAUGAAUGUCCUGGGUCUCAUUGGGUUCUUUGUGGCGUUCGGAGUCAUUAUGGGCAAAAUGGGAGAAAAGGCCAAGAUGAUGUUGGAGUUUUUCAACGUCCUGAACGAGAUCGUCAUGAGGCUCGUCGGUGCGAUCAUGUGGUACUCCCCGUUCGGUAUCGCCUGCCUCAUCUGCGGAAAGAUCAUCUCCAUCGCCGACCUGGAGGUGGUGGCCAGGCAGCUGGGCAUGUACAUGGUCACCGUCAUCGUGGGCCUCAUCAUCCACGGAGGCAUCUUCCUCCCGCUGAUAUAUUUUGUGAUAGUAAGAGAAAACCCCUUCAAGUUCUUCAUGGGAAUAUUCCAGGCUUGGGUGACCGCGCUCGGAACAGCGUCCAGUGCCGGCACCCUGCCCGUCACGUUCCGCUGCCUGGAGGAGAACCUGGGCAUUGACAAGCGAGUGACACGCUUCGUGCUCCCCGUGGGCGCCACCAUCAACAUGGACGGCACGGCGCUCUACGAGGCCGUGGCGGCCAUCUUCAUUGCUCAGAUGAACGGGAUCCAGCUCGACUGGGGACAGAUCAUCACCGUCAGUAUGACAGCCACCCUGGCCAGUGUGGGAGCAGCCAGUAUCCCCAGUGCAGGACUCGUGACCAUGCUCCUGAUCCUCACGGCGGUGGGGCUGCCCACUCAGGACAUCAGCCUCCUGGUCGCUGUCGACUGGCUGCUGGAUCGUUUCCGGACCUCGGUGAACGUGGUGGGCGACUCGUACGGCGCCGGCAUCGUCUACCACCUCAGCAAACACGAGCUGGACGAGUUCGACGCCCAGCAGGCCGGGAUGGAGGAGCUCGAUAUGGCAAAGACACAAUCCUUCUAUGAAAAUAACAGCAACCAGAAUGUAUACACUAACCACAACUCAACCUAUAUAGACGACUGCAAGGUCACCAUGGGGAAAAAUGGCAAGACUACAGACUUCUCUCUUGUUGAGGAGGAACCAUGGAAAUGCCAGAAAUAA
Molecule: messenger RNA, 1659 nt
Organism: Limanda limanda (common dab)
Lineage: Eukaryota; Metazoa; Chordata; Actinopteri; Pleuronectiformes; Pleuronectidae
Product: excitatory amino acid transporter 2-like
Exons: 11
Coding region: 37-1659 (540 amino acids)
Biological process (GO): L-glutamate transmembrane transport
Cellular component (GO): plasma membrane
Molecular function (GO): glutamate:sodium symporter activity; neutral L-amino acid transmembrane transporter activity; L-glutamate transmembrane transporter activity
Source: RefSeq, a predicted model, not a curated record